Messenger RNA from Podarcis lilfordi (Lilford's wall lizard), 3648 nucleotides. The record is from the annotation of a GenBank genome assembly. NCBI's taxonomy places the organism in Eukaryota, Metazoa, Chordata, Lepidosauria, Squamata, Lacertidae.
AUGAUAAGUAAAGCAUUAUAUGCCACCAAAGAUCUUACCCAAUCAUCUGUACAGGUAAAGGCUAUUUAAAUAUUCCUGUUGAAAUUCCUGGAUGUAUUGUUAAUGGAUCUUGGGAAUAGUUUUAGAAACUUUGGAAGACAGCUACUGUACUUUGGUUUUUGCCAUUGUGGCACAUAGAAGCCAUCUCUUUCUGCUCUUAUAACAGUGGGAUAAUAUAUGAAGUGGCUGAAGUAAGAGGGUGAACAACUAAAGCAGACACAGCAGUCACGUGGAAACCAAAGCAGCCCACAUAAUUUUUACUGUGACAACCAGAGAUGUGAUGGUUGCUCUUGUUGCUGGCAUGAUAACUGCAAAUAGUUAUGUGCCUAAAAUGAUUCCAGGUCUUCCUAGUUAGGAUCUCUGAUUAUUAUGAGCAGUUUUCCACUGAUUUGUGGGAAAACUAGUAAGAACUUCAGAAACUAGUAAUAACUUCAGAAACUAAUCAUUGUGCUAUUUAUAUGGCACCCUCCCCCAACAUGACAGGGCACCCAGCAGUCUUAAACUAUGUAGUUUAUUUGUUUUGAUGCCUUGCAUGCUUGCUUGUUUUUUUACUUCAUCCGCACAAUGUUCUCAUUCAAGUAGCAGCCCACACUUCCCGUCCCAAGUAAUUCAGAUUUUCCCCAAAAAUUGUUGUAUACAAAACCUGUUAAUGGUACAUAAUGUAUUUCAAAUUACUCUGUGGUUUCUCGGUUUUUAGAAAGUUAGCUCCAAACCAGCCAAUCUCACUGGAAAAAGGAACUGCAAGGUAACUUUGACUCAAGUACCGGUAAUUCCAAAAAAGGGCAUGCUCAGUUCUUUAGCAUGUGCUAUAGAAAAUAGCCACAAGAUGGAGCUUAAAGCCAACCAACCGAAAACAGAUAUUUUUACUAAUCUCAGUUUACUAGCAGAAGACAAGAACAUUGAGGCGCCAGGGAGAAAAGUGUAUAGUAGGAAACAAGAAAAAACUUCAGAAGAAUCUGCAGGAAUGCUAAACUCAAAAGUAUCUUUUAAAACGUCAAAUAAUACUUUAAGAAAUUAUUCUACCAGAAUCAUACCCAUCUUUAAAGGAAAGCUGUUGCAGAUGGAUAAGCAGACCACAAAGGCCACCCAUGAAAAGAAAAGGCAGAAUGCUUCUAAAGUAAUGAACACAGCUGCUAAAUUGGCUGUAUUCAAGCCUAGUACUGAUCAAGUUAACAAAUUGUUACGUGAUGCAUCAUUAAAAAAUAUUACAAACGGAAGUGCUCUUCGGAUACAGACUGGAAAAGCCAAUGUUAAGUCUAGUAAACUUGCAUUAAAAGAGAAAAAUGAGAAUUAUGGACACUUGGCAAAUUAUGCUUUAGCUAAUGGAGGAGUUUUAGACAGGGAUUCAAGUAAAUUCAAAUCCAUAAGACUAAAUUCCUCUUUGAAAUCACCUAGUGACCUUGCAGUGCAUCAUGUAUCAGUUGUCCACCAGCAUCUGAAUACACCUUCAAAUUUCAGAACAAGCCAGAAUACCUUGACCACUGAGUCAAAGAAAUCCCAUCCCUGCAUGUCUCACUCAGAUGUGGAUGAGGGAAAUCCCAGAAUAUUUCACAAUCAAAUACAAAGCUCAGCUGAAGAAGAGAAAAUGAAUGCUUACAGUUUAUGCAGCUCAGUACACAGUAGGGCCAAACAAGGAGAUCACAAAGAAUCACUAGGAAUAUCCCAGCAAGAUACCAUUAAGACUUCUAGUCAUCAUCUGCAGGGCAACUGCCUACAGGUAUACCUAGUAAUAAAGGUAUUUAAUCCAUUUCAGCAUAGGAGUUUCCUCAUACUGCUGAUUCAUACAAAGACAGCAUAGAAAGAAGGGGGGGUCAUUUUGUGUCAAAUUUCAGGUAUAUGACUUAGGCUUAGCCAGCAGUUUCUUACAAAUACCUUCCUUCCCUAUCUGAAUAUCAGGUGCUUAGCUCAGGCUGUGUGUGCGUGCUGUAUGGCCUGUGGGAAUCAUAUGGGCUUAAUUAGCGCUGCUGAGCCCAACAGAAAAUAAAACAAAUCUGUGCAGAUGUGUCCUUAGAAAAGGAUGUGGAACUUGUGGUCCUCCAGAUAUUUCUAGACCACAACCCACAUCAUCCUUGACUGUUACCUAUGCUUGCUGGGAUGAUGGGAGCUGGAGUCAAUAACAUCUGGAGGGCAACACAGUUUAGCUACUUCUGCCUCAGAAAAUAAUUUGAACACCAUACUAAUACUGCAUGGUUAAAACCAAGGCCUCAAGCUGAUCAGUGCCUAGAUGAGAAAGUGCCUAGGAGUUUUUCGCUAUGUGCUUUUUGAAGGGUAAGUGAGAAUACCCUUUUCAUUUAUUUUGAUGCUGGUCUUUUUCUACCAGACAAAUGAAUAACAUUUUUUCAUUAACUUCAGUAAGUAUUAUUGGGUUGUACCGCAUAGAUUGCCAGUAUAUUUUGACUACUUGUUUCCUUAGAUGGCAAAGCGAGGUCAACACAUAUUGUCUUUGACAUUAGCAUGACACUCUUAAAAGAGAAUUAAAUGUAUUACAAAAUGUACAUUUAAAAUGUAUAUUAAAUAGCAUGAUCAGACUUUCAGUGGAGUUCUGUAAAGUUCAAAACCUUCUUAUACUCAGGGCUAGCACUGAAUAUGUAAACUACCUUGCCAAAAGCAUCUGCUUUCUUUCCAGUUUUCUUCUCAUUCCUUUUAUUUAUUUUAACAAAAUUUAUAUAUGGCACCACUUACUUUAUAGUAAAACUUGGAGCUGUUUACAAGAAAUAUGAUCAAUAAGAGCAGUUAAAAACAAGUAAAAAGAAUUAAAAUUAACAGUAAAAAAGAUUAAAAGUUUUCCACAGAAUGUAUUGUAAUGAUAAGACACAUCACACUAUACGUAUUUUUUAAAGUUCCAUUUCCAAGGACAUUUGUAACCAUGUAUGAUUGUAAAUUAAUGGCGGAAUAAUGUUUUGUUUUGUUUUUUAAGAUACCUAAGACAAACAAGUCAUCCCAUUGCAAAGAUACAAACUCAAUUCAGAUUUUGUCAAAGAUGGAAACACACUUGGCAUCUGCAUCAAACAGAAGUGGAAAAAGACAGCAGUUAAAGGUUUAGUAAUAGUAUUUAUAGGCAUGUUAGUGCAAGAACAAGGAGAGGGAAAUUUGCCGUAUUGACUCAUACAUAAAACAGAUAAUGGAAAGCACCACAUUAAGAACAAGGUCUUAUUCAGAAAUGUUUAUAAGAGGGGUGGGGUUUUUUUAGCAAAUUAAUUAAUUCUAGAAUAUCAUUCAUACUUCCCAGUCCCAUAUUCUGAUUCUCCAUUACAUGGUAAUUUUGACUGAAAUAUUUACUUGUUUAUAGUAAAACCUUUCAAUUCCAUGGCCUAAAAAAAUGUGGCUGGUUUUGAUUUUAACUUAAUCAAAAUGUUUAGAAUGAUAUCUUAGAUGUUUUGCUAGUCACAUGUCGUAUGCGCAUUAGUUCAAUAUUUCAGCAUAAAAAUAUGUAAUAGGUAGGAAUGACAUUUGUUAGGGUAGCUCUUGGCUGAAUGCAACUCAGUUCAAAGUAUUUUGAUUUUCUUAAUUGUAAAUGUAAUUUGCUUUAAUGCUUUAACAUGUUGGCAGGAAAAACAAGUGAGUUACUCAAAGCCAAAGAAACUAAGAACCAGUAAGCUAUCAAACUAG